AUGGAGGCUCUUGAAGUUGAUGACAUUAGCCCUGCCUUGGAAGUGACUGAAGACUUUUUCAAUAGUUUUGAUACUAAGCUUGAAAAGAUUGUGCAGCCCUCUGAGGUGUACGGUGUACAGGAGGUCCCCGAACUGGUUGGGCACGAGGUAUUUGAUCAGAUAACAGAGAGCAGGAAUCUGAGGAACGUCGCCUCCUUAGCCAAAAGUAGCUUCAUCUGGGAUCACUGCAAAAAUGGCCUCUUGGAAACCAAAGCUCAGACGGCAUUCCCUGCCAAAGACCAGCGCGUGGUGCAGAGGGGAACAGCUGCUGACAGCCUUGCUUGGGCCGGGGAAGGGGAGACCGCAGCUUUUAACAUCUUCAAUAUCUGCCAGCGGAGGAGAGACAGGCCUCGCUCGGUGAACGACAUCCUGGUGCAGAAUGAGGAAGCCUCCACGUUCAAGCCAGGACACAACAGGUCACGGUCCGAUAUCAGCCAUGUAAACUGGGGAGUGGUCUUCACGGGCACCUCCCUGCAGCAGCCACCUGCGCCUGGUCAGGACAAUAACUGCGCUCUGCUCUCUUACCUGGCGUUAACCAAGGGAGAGGACACCCAAGGAAACACAGAACACAAGCCAACGUUCCCAAAUAUUCUGAAGAAGGGAUACUUAGAAAUUAGAAGAGACAAUGACAGCUACUGGCAAACCUGUUACGCUGAGCUCUCCCCAUACAAACUGUACCUGUAUUGCUUGGACAGCAGUGGCAACCAGACUCUUCCCACCGUGUAUCCGCUCAUGCAUUUUCAAAGGGUCACUGUUACUGGUUGUGUUGAAACCAAGGUGGUGGACGCUGUCCUGUCAGACAACUCGCAGCUACAGCUGAAGGCAGAGUCCUCGUGGGAGGCUUUGGACUGGGGACAGAAACUCUGGGAAGUGGUGCGUGCUUCUGUGCCUGCUUUCACGAGACAGCAGGAGAAACUGGAGAAUGUGCCAAAGCCUGACAAUAACAGUGACCUUUCUCAAACCAAUGGAUUGUUAGAGAAGCCUAUGGAGCUCUUCCUAUCCAUGAAUUUGACUGAAAACACUAAAGAGUACCAAAAUAUUCUCAAAUCAGGGACUCUUUAUAGAUUAACUGUCCAGAAUAACUGGAAGGCAUUUACUUUUGUCUUGAACAGGUCUUAUCUCAUGGCAUUCCAACCGGGUAGGCUUGAUGAAGAUCCUCUGCUGAGCUACAAUGUCGAUGUGUGCCUGUCGGUCCAGACAGAUACUCAGGAUGGCUGUGACUCUUGCUUUCAGGUCAUUUUUCCUCAAGAUGUUCUCCGCCUGCGUGCAGAGACCUGUCAGAGGGCCCAGGAGUGGAUGGAGGCACUGAGAGCAGCAGCCAAUGCUACUAGAAGCUUAACUCAGAAUCCGCAGGUCACGCUUAGGAACAAACCUGGAGAUCGGCUCUUUGGAAACGACCUUAGAAAGAGCAAGCGCCAAUCUGUGACCACCAGCUUCCUGAGCAUCCUGACCACGCUGUCUCUAGAGAGAGGGCUCACAGUUCAGAGCUUCAAGUGUGCAGGCUGUCAGCGCUCCAUAGGCUUGUCCAAUGGGAAAGCCAAGGUGUGCAGCUACAGUGGAUGGUAUUACUGCAGCACCUGCCACGUGGAUGACAGCUUCCUCAUCCCCGCACGGCUGGUUCAUAACUGGGACACUUCCAAAUACAAGGUAUCAAAGCAAGCCAAAGAGUUCCUGGAAUAUGUUUAUGAGGAGCCAUUGAUUGAUAUCCAGCAGGAAAAUCCCAUGUUGUACAAGCAUGUUGAACCUCUGGCAACUGUUGUCCGCCUGAGACAGCAGCUAAAAUCUCUCCGAGCCUAUUUGUUCAGUUGCAGAGCAGCAGUGGCUGAAGAUCUGCGUAGAAGGAUCUUUCCCAGGGAGUAUCUUCUCCAGCAAAUCCAUCUUUAUUCUCUCGCAGACCUUCAACAGGUUAUUGAAGGAAAGCUGGCUCCUUUCUUGGGGAAGGUGAUCAAGUUUGCCACCUCUCAUGUGUACAGCUGCAGCCUUUGUAGUCAAAAGGGUUUCAUCUGUGAGAUUUGCAACAAUGGAGAAAUCCUUUACCCCUUUGAGGACAUUUCUACAAGCAGGUGUGAAAGCUGUGGUGCUGUCUUCCACUCUGAGUGCAAAGUGAAGGCUGUACCAUGCCCCAGGUGUGUGCGUAAAGAAUUGCAGAAGAAGCAGAAAUCCUUCUGGAGGCGACUGAAUAUGGAUGAAAACUUCGAAGAGUCUUGCAACAUGUUUGAGUUGUCAUAUCAGAACACAUGA
This is a messenger RNA of Fulmarus glacialis (Northern fulmar), 2280 nucleotides long. RefSeq names its product pleckstrin homology domain containing, family M, member 3 (gene PLEKHM3). The transcript is spliced from 7 exons. The record is from RefSeq and is a predicted model, not a curated record. The coding region runs from base 1 to 2280 and encodes 759 amino acids. Lineage: Eukaryota; Metazoa; Chordata; Aves; Procellariiformes; Procellariidae.